Messenger RNA from Aethina tumida (small hive beetle), 2892 nucleotides. It is a transcript of the gene ClC-c, whose product is annotated as H(+)/Cl(-) exchange transporter 5. The transcript is spliced from 15 exons. Bases 151 to 2595 code for a protein of 814 amino acids. Gene Ontology annotation, molecular function: voltage-gated chloride channel activity. Gene Ontology annotation, cellular component: membrane; Golgi apparatus; synaptic vesicle. Lineage: Eukaryota; Metazoa; Arthropoda; Insecta; Coleoptera; Nitidulidae. The record is from RefSeq and is a predicted model, not a curated record. Gene Ontology annotation, biological process: chloride transport; transmembrane transport.
GUGACGCAUAUUACUUUUUAUCAGUCAGUAGAUUUUAGCGUGAAAUUUCACGGACCCGCCACCACCGUGUGUUCGUACAUUAUUGCAUGCGACGGUCCACUCGUAGGAAUUCCGCGUCGAUGUGUGCAAAAAAAUGGUUCUUGAGUGAAUAUGGAAAAAUACCCAUUAAAACGGACUGGACUGUCGUCGCCGCAUAAUUCGCCCACGUAUCAGUCCGUAAACAAAAAGCACUACAACGGGAACGGUUCGAGGGCCACCUACACGGCCAAUGACGAUAUGAUCGACAUCACGACGUCGGGGGGCGGCGCCGACCGCACCACCAGGCUCGGCGAAGAUGAGGACGGCAUGUCGCAUUAUUCCGUGGCGUUUGGAGGGAUUCAAGAAUCCGCUGAUAUACCGGGCAUUGGACAGUACGAUGACUUCCACACAAUCGACUGGCAACGCGACAUCGCUCGCGACCGCAUGCGACACCGUUACAUCGUCAAGCGUAAACAGGACUCGCUCUGGAACCUAAUAGAAGGAGCACACGAUGCCUGGUCCGGGUGGUUAUGCGUCCUGAUCGUCGGUCUGUUUACCGGAGCCGUGGCAGGCGUCAUCGACAUCGGCGCCAGCUGGAUGACGGACCUUAAGUUCGGCAUUUGUCCUCAGGCGUUCUGGUUGAACAAGGAACAGUGUUGUUGGUCGUUCAACGACUUCGAAGAGGGCAAUUGCCCACAGUGGUUAUCGUGGUCAGAAGUCUUGGGGCAGACCAGAGAAGGAGCUGGUGGUUACAUUAUUUCUUAUUUGUUUUACGUCUGUUGGGCCCUGCUCUUCGCCGCACUGUCCGCAUCUCUGGUGAGGAUGUUUGCACCGUACGCCUGCGGUUCAGGUAUUCCAGAAAUUAAGACAAUCCUAAGCGGUUUUAUUAUCAGAGGUUACUUGGGAAAGUGGACACUUAUUAUUAAGUGUGUGGGCCUGAUACUGUCGGUAUCUGCCGGCCUGAGUCUAGGUAAAGAAGGUCCAAUGGUGCAUAUAGCAUGCGCAAUAGGCAAUAUUUUCUCAUAUCUAUUUCCCAAGUACGGAAGGAAUGAGGCGAAGAAGAGGGAAAUUCUGUCGGCGUCUGCGGCGGCCGGCGUAUCAGUGGCCUUCGGAGCACCCAUUGGAGGUGUACUCUUCAGUUUAGAAGAAGUCAGUUAUUACUUCCCACUGAAAACAUUGUGGAGAUCCUUCUUUUGUGCCCUGAUAGCAGCUUUCAUCCUCAGAUCUAUUAACCCCUUCGGUAACGAGCAUUCUGUAUUGUUCUACGUUGAAUAUAACAAACCGUGGAUAUUCUAUGAACUUAUACCUUUCAUUGGAUUAGGUAUUAUUGGCGGGGUUAUUGCAACGAUUUUCAUCAAGGCGAACUUGUACUGGUGCAGAUACAGAAAGUUCUCCAAAUUGGGACAAUAUCCAGUCACUGAGGUUUUGGUUGUCACAGCUUUAACAGCAAUAAUCGCAUAUCCUAAUCCUUACACCCGUAUGAACACUAGCCAGCUAAUUUAUCUUCUGUUUAGUCAGUGCAGCAUCUCGAACUCAGACAACUUAUGUGACUACAAUCGUAAUUUUACUGAUGUAAAAUCAGCAAUAGAACUUGCACCAGCUGGUCCGGGCGUAUACACGGCGAUCUGGCAGCUACUCCUAGCCCUCAUCCUGAAGUUGAUUAUGACCAUCUUUACCUUCGGCAUGAAGGUCCCCUGCGGACUUUUCAUCCCCAGUUUGUGUUUGGGUGCCAUUACAGGCCGUAUUGUAGGCAUAGGCGUCGAACAACUCGCCUACAACUAUCCCAAACUGUGGUUCUUCAGCGGGGAAUGUUCGUCCGGCGACGACUGUAUAACCCCCGGCUUGUACGCCAUGGUGGGUGCGGCAGCUGUUUUGGGCGGCGUCACCAGGAUGACGGUGUCUCUGGUGGUCAUUAUGUUCGAGCUGACGGGCGGUGUCAGGUAUAUAGUGCCGUUGAUGGCUGCCGCCAUGGCCAGCAAAUGGGUGGGCGACGCUCUAGGCAAACAGGGUAUUUACGACGCUCACAUAGCCCUAAACGGUUAUCCGUUCUUGGACUCCAAGGACGAGUUUCAACAUACGUCUCUGGCAGCCGACGUUAUGCAGCCCAAGAGAAAUGAAACUUUGAGCGUGAUAACUCAAGACUCCAUGACGGUGGACGACAUCGAAUCCCUACUCAAAGACACCGAGCACAACGGAUAUCCUGUUGUGGUGUCGAGGGAGUCGCAGUACCUCGUCGGUUUCGUCUUAAGGAGAGACUUGAAUUUAGCUAUAGCAAACGAUAAAAGAAUGGUAGACGGUAUUUGCGGACAGUCGCUCGUCUUGUUUACCAGCGGAAAUCCGCCUCAGACCUUGGGGCCACCACCGCUGAAGCUGAAAAAGAUAUUGGACAUGGCUCCAAUCACCAUCACAGAUCAAACGCCGAUGGAAACGGUGGUGGACAUGUUCAGGAAAUUGGGACUGAGACAAACCCUAGUCACACAUAAUGGUCGACUAUUGGGCGUGAUCACAAAAAAGGACGUCCUUCGACACAUAAAACAGAUGGACAAUGAAGAUCCGAACUCAGUUCUUUUUAACUAAUCAUAUUUCAAUUUUGUAUGAUAUAUAGUUGUUUGUAUAUUGUUUGAACCUUACAUAGACCUAUACAUACGUUUAUAUAAUUAUACUUAAUAUAUUAUUUAUUUUGUAAGUAAUUAUUUUAAUUAUUUAGCGACGUUAUUAAGUUAACGUUUUAACAAGUCUUCCCCCUGUAUUAUUUUCUUUUAUUCUGUCCUAAUGAUUAGACCUUAAGCUAAACAGCAAAUAUUUAAAGAUGUAUAUGUUAUUUUUGAUUAAUGCUCAGAACAGGUAUAUAAAUAAAAAGUUUUAUAAGUAUUA